AUCCGGUUCCCAUUACUGCCCUCUGCUCCGCUUGAAAUAUCACUUGGCCCUGGCCUCGGUUUCGCGCUCUUGAAGCCUUGGGGCCCAAGCUUCGCUUCCCGCUCAGUCUCUUCCCGACAUGAAGCUCUUGCUUCUUCUGCCGGGCGCAUCUGCGACCUGCCUCAUCACGGCCAAGGUCUGCGCGAACUUCCCCGAGUUCAAUAGGACGCAGUUCCGGGACACUUUCGCAGACCUGGAUGCGGGCGAUGCGGCGGCGUGCCUGAAGAGGGCAGAGGACUUCCACCACUGGUGCGGCAACGCGGUCGACGGAGACGUUCGCCCAGUGGUCGCUGCUAGCUUUGGAGAGAGGACCUGGUUCUACGAGCCCGGUGCCUGCGAUGCCGGCUGGUCCCAGUGGCAAUCAUCCUGCUUCCGAUUCCAUCUUGAUCUGAAGACCUGGGCGGAGGCCGAAGCAAUCUGCCAGGAGCAGGAGUCACACCUUGCAUCGGUGCACUCAAGGGAGGAGAACAGCUUCAUCCACCAGCUUUCGCACGGGCUGACGGUUUGGAUCGGGUACACCGAUCUCGACCACGACUCGCAUUACACAUGGAGCGACAACACGCAGGAUGACUUCACCAACUUUGCGAAGAAUUGCAGCGGGGAGGUCCAGGCCGGGUGCAGCCGGGAAGAGGUGCAGCAGCAAUGGUACCUGGGGCACCAAGCUGAGCUUAGCCCCUUUGUUUGCAAGCGCUCCGCCCGGCUGCCGAGCCGGUGGCGGAACGUCUCUGCAGACCGCCUUCUGUCGGAGCCGUGGGAGCGCCUCCGGGCGUCGUUCUCCGCUGUCGCAAAGCCGCCGCGACUGGACUCAGCUAGCAUCUCUGUGACUUCACACACGCUGAGCUGGACGCAGGCCUGCCGGGAGCGAGCCGUGCCCUGUGACGACGUCUGCGAGGGUCCGCGCUCCUCGCGCUCACGAUCCGAAAGGAGCCGGGCAGUGGCAAGAAGCUGAGCUCGAGACAGGGGUUCGGUCCCGGAUAAGGCGAUGGCUUGGACUUUCGUGGAGGAACUCGGUGCCAAUGGUCCUGGACUCUCAGACUUGGCACCGGAUGCUUUUGUUGUCUCCAAGCCUUGGUCACUUUGGAGGGUUUUGGGGACUUGUGAC
This is a messenger RNA of Effrenium voratum, 1141 nucleotides long. The record is from the annotation of a GenBank genome assembly. NCBI's taxonomy places the organism in Eukaryota, Dinophyceae, Suessiales, Symbiodiniaceae.